Molecule: messenger RNA, 3763 nt
Organism: Triticum aestivum (bread wheat)
Lineage: Eukaryota; Viridiplantae; Streptophyta; Magnoliopsida; Poales; Poaceae
Exons: 2
Coding region: 890-3517 (875 amino acids)
Molecular function (GO): protein binding
Source: RefSeq, a predicted model, not a curated record
CCUCUUGGCCCUCCGUGGAGUUUUGCUCCGCUUCCAGCCCGACCCCCUCCCCAUUGAGCGCCGCCCCCUCUUGGCCCUCCUCCGUCGACGUCCAGAGCCGCCUCUCUCGCCGUGCAGAGGUGCAUCCCUCUCCGUCCAGUGACCUCCUCCUUCUCCGCCUCCUUCCCCUGUCCAGCCUGGAUGAACAUCAACCGAAGCUGCAGCAGGGAUCUCGAUUGAACCAAGACAAGGUACACAUGUACACAAUUUUCAGAGCUACUCUACAUAGUAGCAGUAAAGGAUACAUCAUACAUGGGGGGUAUGGCGAGCUAAUGUCCAGGAUUGUGGUGCUUAGGAUCGCGCAGCUUCACUAAUUAGAUUAUAUUCGUUGGUGAUCUAAAAAAAAACUAGGUCAUUGUUUACUGUUUGGCACUCCUCUCCUCUGGGAAAACAGAAGGGUUCAAAAUUAUAGUGUCUGUCAUAUGAUUCCAGUGCAAAGGAAUUGAAAUUUUGGGGAUUUAUACUCUAUAGAUUUAUACUAGUUGCCACCCAUCUUAUGUAUUUAUAGUGUGCUGCACAACUUUCUGUGGAAAGCACUAAAUCUGGUUGCUGUGUCAAAUGAUUUACAUGUGCAGCAGAGCUACACCGACUCCUUUUUCUGCUUUCUUACUUGCUUGUUGCUACGUACUGUACUACAUUGAUGUCUCCAAGCUACCUCAGAUAUUGUUUCAUGAUUAUGCUAAUCUUCACAUAAUUAUUUUCGUGGCUCUGUUGUCUUUUCCUUGCUGAAGAUAGUGUAUAGUUUAUCUGUAUUGCUGUCAUUUGCAUCAUUGUUUCUUCCGACUGAAGGAACUCUGAGAACGCAGAACGUGAUUCGAUCCGUCCUAUUGACCUCAAUUGGACGUUGAAGAUGCGUUGCAGUAGCAGGGGGAAGGAUAACAUGCCUAGGGAGGUCAACAAAAGGAGCAAGAGGAUACACAUACCCAAUGCACAAGAUGGUUGCGGCGCGUCGCUUCCGUACGAGAUGAUCAUACAGGUUUUGCAGUGGCUCCCAGUCAAAUCCGUCUUCCGCUUCAGGGCAGUUUGCCGUUCCUGGGCUGCGCUGCUCACCUCCAGUGAAUUCCGCUGCCUCCACAUGGCAGUAGCCAAGGCACCAAGGUGGCAGGCACCACCACCCAAGCUGCUAUACAUCUCACCUACUGCCACAUUCGACUCCACCGCGGUCUACUCGUGCUCCUUCUCGCCAUCAUUAUCAUCGGGCCGCCCCAGAGAUCGUGGGGACCUACUAUUCACCAUCGACGGUGCCCGUGGCAACUAUGUGGAGGUAGUGACGCCCGCGCCGUGCCAUGGCCUCACCCUUCUCUACGAUGCUCUCGACACAGCCUACUACAUCUGCAACGCGGCCACACGGGCAGCCACACGUUUGCCGCCUUCUACUGACGUAGCGUGCGACUCCAGUGCUGGGCUGGGAUUUGAUACCCGCAUGGAUGAGCACAAGGUGGUGAGGUUGAUCAAUGGGAUGUUAAGUCAGAAGGACUUGGACCCGGUGAGGUGCGAGGUGUACACGCCUAGAGGCCCCUAUGUGGAUUGCCGCUGGAGGCCGGCUGCCAGAGGAGUACCCUCCAGCUUGCAUAAAUUUGUACAUGCCGCUGUUAUUAAUGCGUCAUGCAACAAAUUAUCUCCCGUGUUUGCCAAUGGUUGCCUCCACUGGUUGAUGACACCUGCCUCUUUCAUCAUGACUCCAAGUGUUGCCAUCGUGUCCUUUUCGGUCGCAGAGGAGACCUUCACAUGUCUCCGGUCACCGCCCUUCUGGGUACCAGGAGCGCCUCCAACCUCCAGGAAUUGGUCAUCAGGAGAGGUUGAACUAUUGGAGCUGGAUGACCAACUAUGUUUGGUUCGCAACAGAAUGCCUCAUGGUAGUAACACUUUGGAGAUAUGGAAACUGCUGGACUAUAGCUCUGGUGACUGGUUGCUGAAUCAUCGAAUUAGUUUGUCAGGGCAUCUGGCAAGGGAUUUGCGUCAGUCACAAAUUCUGAGAGUUAUUGGAUCCUUUGGCAGUUACAGGUCGUCAAGGAAGAAGAUAAUCAUUACUACUAGCAUGCACAAGAUUUUCAACAAAUAUCAGAAAAUGGUUCACACCUAUGAUCCUAGGUCUGAGGCUCUGGAAACCAUUCUUUCAAUCACGGAGACACACUCAACUCCACAUUAUGGGUGCCCUAGUUCAAGAUUCAGUUUCAUUCAAGAGACCCUUGCUCCCGUGCAUACAACAGAUGAAGAGAUAGCCUUGUCAUCUGACCUGGCUAAGGCGACUAGAGAGAUCCUACUCCGCCUCCCAGCUAAAUCAGCCAUACAGUCCAAAUUUGUCUGCAAGCAGUGGUUCAGAUUGAUUGAGAGUAAAAACUUCAUUCAGUCAUAUUUUCAGCAUAAGAACAUAGGCAAAAGGCCUAAAGUCAUGCUUGUGGUCAAGAGCACUGGACGAUUGGGCUUCAGUUUUGCUCCAUUGAAUAAACGCCUCCAAGAAGCUCCUAGUCACAGUACAUUGCUUGAUACAAAGGUGGUUUGCUCCAAGCCUUGCCAUGGGCUGAACUUGGUAAGCACCGAUACGAACGACUACCUCUGCAAUCCAUGUACAGGUUUCCACAGGGCCUACUCUAACCUGGGGCCAAAUUUGCACCUACGCUCGAGAAUGCCUAAAACAGAAGAGCAUGCUUUUACAGUCGGCAAUAAAAAUGUUGGCUUGACUUUCUACCCUUUGACUCGUGAACAUGUUAUCGUGGAAAUCUUCUAUCACCGGAAGGACUUUGAAUCUCGUCAGUAUGACAUGUCAUGCGCGUUACACUGGUGUAACACUCCGAAUGCUGCCCAACAGCACUCGGUACCACCUCUGCCUGUGAAUGAUAUGCCACCGGCCUAUGUUGAAGGAAUGUUGUAUUGGAUGAAUGAACCAAGGUUGGGACAGAGCUGCGAAUGGACCAUUGUCUCUUUCAACCUUGCUACAAGUACUUUCGAUGUCGUCCGGUGCCCUUUGUGGUUUGCAAGAUGGAGUAGCAGAAACCGCUGUCGUGCAUUUGUUGUUGAGCUUGAGGGAGUGUUAUGUGCUGUUCUAGCAGAUCCAGUUGCAGACAAAUUAGAUGUAUGGAAGCUAGAGCAUGGCCAAUGGGGCAGAGCAUACACAAUUCACCUGGAAGCAUGCCCUGGCUAUUCCCUCAAGACAAGCGUUGUGGUGCCAUUAGCUGUUGAUCCCGAUCAUGGGAGGAUCCUGCUCAAUACUGGUAGGAAAAUAGGUCUAUAUGAUCCAGUAGAGCAAACAAUUCAAAAUCUGUAUUCACUUGAUCAGGUGCCGGUUGCCAGUAGUGCACACCUUAAGUUUCUUGAUAUGCCUUCAACUUCAUCAGGGGAUAGUUUGACAUGCUCCGAAGAAGAGUCAGUGGCGGAGACAAAUAGAAUGGACUCUAACUUGAUUCCUUCUGUUCCUAUGUUAUAUGAGGAGAGCCUGGCAUGUUACUCCUUUGUGCGCAAAGCAAACUGCUUGUGGUGAGACAUUUUCAAGGCACCUACUCUGCCUUUUUGUAUGAAAUAUUUAUGGGUAAUAUCUUGCCUGCAUGUUGGCGAACUGAAACACCAAACUUGGACAAUGUAUAUAGUAUGAAACCUUUUUAGCGUGUUAACUGGUUACUGUCUGUCUGAUAUUCCUAUUACUGUGAAGUAUAUCAUUUCUCUUUCGAAAUAUAAUGAUGCUUUCCUGACGCUUAUAUUAUCAGCGCAAACAAGAGGAUGAUGAUAU